AUGUAUUUACAUCCUUCAUCGAAUACACUUACCUCUGUGACUACUACGAGUACUACUCCACCUCCUCCUUCUGGUACAUCUUCCAUCAUUGCGUCUACUACUACUCCCCCUCCUUCUAAUACUAUUGUAAGCGUGAAUCAUAUAACUUCAUUGAAAUCGGAUGUAGUGAAUACAAUGAGUAAUCCAGGAUGUUGUUUAUCAUCUAGUAAUAAUAGUAUGAUGCAACCACCGCCGCCCCCGCCACCACCACCUGCAAUGAUACCAAAUCAUGGAUUAACUAGUUUAUUAUCAAAUGUUGCAUCAAAUAUCUCUGCACAUCAACAGCAGCAACAACAACAACACCAUCAGCAACAGCAACAAUCUCAAAAUACCUUUUUAAAACCACCUUUAAUUCCUACUGGUCGUACAUCAAAUGCUCAAUUGUUACAAUUAUUAAGAAAUGUAGCCUCUUCCUCCUCUUCCUCUUCUUCUUCUUCUUUACCAUCAUCUUUGAAUCCUUCAACCUCUCCACGGAAUAGUUCACCUGUUGUCUUAAAUGAUUCUUCAAUCCAACAACAACAACAACAGCAGCAGCAAAUGUCAACAUCAGUUACACUGUCAUCUACGGAUUAUUUAUCUUCUUCUUCUAAUAAUACUAAUAAUAAUGAUCAAACACUUUCUUCAAAUCCAUCACCAAAUCGAUUGUCUUCAAAUGCAGCUACACCAACAACUGUUGCUAAUACUAAUACUACUAUGCCUAACAACACUACUAUGAAUGGACUUAAUCUACUACCAGAUUUUGAAGCAUUACUGACCAAUUCUAAUCCUAAUAUGAAUGAUUUCAUUUAUUGUUUAAUUCAAUCAAUUCUACUUAAUCAUGCUCAGGCUAGACAAAAAGUUAAAUGCAAGAAAGAGGUACCUACAACGUUAGAUUCAACAGCUUUACUUUCAUUUCUCUCUGGAACUGGGAACUUGAAUCCUACCAAUUGUACGGUUAACUCAUCAACAAAUCUACUAAAUCCUUUGGCCACUUUAUCAUCUGAGUUGGACAGUGUGAAUUCUACUAUUCAGUUACGUCAAGCAUUAGAAAGUUUAAUUAAUCCAACUAUUUCUUCUUCGUCUUCUUCGGGAUUUGAUCAAACUUCAUCGCAUAGUUUAUUAUCAUCAUUAUCAACAUCAUCAUCAUCAGGAGAUAUGCUUGAUGGUGGAUCACUUACUCAAGCAUUUCAACAAUUGACUAAUUUAUCGUCUACGCGUAAACCAUCUGGAAUCGCUAAAGUUAUGUCUUCUGGCGGCGGUGUUGGUGCUUCACUUAUACCGAAUGAAAUUAAUAAUACUACUAAUAAUAAUAACAACACUCCAUCUACGGGGAAUAUUUCAUUUGAUCUUCUUGCCCAGUUAUCUGCUGCUGCAGCAGCCGUCGCAGCUACCACUACACCGACUCCUGCUCCAGAUAUUGUCAGUCAUCUUGCAAAUUUGACAACUUCAGAUGGUUUCAAUUCAGUUCUUCCAACUGAUGACAGUCUGUCGUCUGCAUUACAAAAUCUUCUAUUCAAACAAAUGUUAAAUGUGAAUACAAGUUCAAAUGCCUACACCUCUUCAUCACUUGGAUCUACAAGAAAUCUCCUGGGUAGUCUUACCCAAUCUGUUAAACAUACAAAUCUGAAUGAUUGUAGAUUAUCAUCAUCAUCUAUGAAUAAUAAUACUAAUGAUGGUGUAUCUAGUUGUACUUCAGACAAGUUAAUUUCACCAACUUAUUCUUUGGCUUCAAAUUUCUUAUCACUUCACUCCCCCAACAGUAUUAAUAAUAAUAAUAUUAGUAGUAAUAAUAAUAAUAAUACUAAUAACCAUAACAGCAACAAUCAUUCACGUAAUUCUUUUCUCCGACCAACAUCAAGAAUAUCACCUGAACCACCGAUGCUUGUUGGAUCAGCUGCCAGUCCACCGUCUUCAUCGGCUACACCGUCUUUUCUAUCUCCUAAUCAAUCGAAUCCUGUCGGUGUCAGUGGUGCUGGUGGUGGGGGUGGUGAUUUUUACCCACCAACUGAAAGUACAACUUCACCAAAUUCUGUCCUGUUAAAUGGGUGUACAAAUCUUCGUACAUCACCGAAUUCAGGUUUGAAUAUGACUCAAACAGCUGUAAAUUUAUCAAAUGAAAAUCAAUCCUGGGAACCGUGUAAAGUUUGUGGAGAUAAAGCUUCAGGACGACAUUAUGGUGUUGUAUCAUGUGAAGGAUGUAAAGGCUUUUUUAAACGUUCAAUACGUGGACAUGUUAGUUAUGUAUGCCGUAGUGAACAAAAUUGUCUUGUAAAUAAAGCCUAUCGUAAUCGUUGUCAAUAUUGUAGACUACAAAAGUGUUUAGCUGUUGGUAUGCGUUCAGAAGCUGUACAAAAUGAACGUCGACCGACAAAUACAUUUGCUUUAAAUUUUCUUACUGAUAAUAAUAAUAUAUCAAGUAAUUCGAACACUACUCCUACAACUACUACAGGUGGAGGAAAUAUGAUAAACGGCAGAGUUUCACCGAAUUUCACUACCUCUAGUACUACUAAUACUUCCACUAGUACUGUUAAUGUUAAUAAUAAUAAUAGUAGUAAUAGUAAUACCUCAAAUGGAGGCAUAACUACCCUUCCAUUGAAUACGAAUGCCUGUAAUACUUCACCACAAUCUCAACAUGUAUUAUACAAACCGGAACAUAAUUCAGAAGAGAAUGAAGAUGAAAUUUAUGGUCAUAAUAACAACAAUUCGAAAUUAGUGACACAGAAACCUGAAGACAACCAGUUAUCAUCAAGAAAUUCUCCAUCUACUGCUUCUUCUUCUUAUCGUUCAACACUGCCGACUACAACAUCUAUUAUGGGAGAAAUUUUAUCCUCAGCAUCAUCAUUAUCAAAACAUCUGAAUGAUAAUCAAUUGUCUGGAGGGAAUAAAAAUUCUGCUUUAAGUGAUAUCUCCUCUUCCUCAUCAUCCUCAUCCUCAUCCUCAACAUCAUCUACAAAUUCUGAAAUGAACGACUCCAAUCAUCAUCCUCAUCAUCCCUCCCACAUACUUCCCCAUCAAGAUAUUAAGUCUGGUGUCAUCUCAAAGUCGACAACUGUUGUCUCACCACAAAAUAGUGGAACACAUUCUCUGGCUAUUCUGCAAUCACCGCAACCAUCUCCUGUUAUUCCGCUAACUUCCAGUCAUCAACGUUCAACAGCUGUCAUAAUGAGUAGUGGUAAUAAUAAUAACACAUCUCUGCCUAAUAAUCUAUCUACGUAUACUAGUGGUCUGGAAGAUUGUCUUACAGCUAGCCUGAGAGAUUCAGACUAUGCCAGUGCAAAUCUUAGUCGACCUAUCAAUAGAAACACUCUUCUCAGUUCACAGCUUGCUGAUAUGCCUGAUAAUAAUAACAGCAAUAAUAAUACUACUACUAAUAAUAAUAAAACACCUUUCUCCAAUUCACUUGGUGGUUUAUCCUCUAUACCUAUGCCUAAUCAACAGGAGUCUAUUCCAUUGUUCAGUAGUGAUGAUACUACAGCUGGUGGAUUGAAUUUGAAUGAAUUAACUAAAUUGGCAUUGAGUAACAUGAAUUCUUUACCGUCAUCAUCAUUAUCCAGUCAACAAGAACGUAGUUUAGCUGCACUAUACACCUAUUGGUUGGCAGCAACUGCCGCAGCUAGUAGUAGUGGUACCUUGAAUUCUUCACAACCUCUACAACCACAACCACAACAACCGUCUGAACAACAGACUUUGAAUACUUCACCUCUUUUAUCUGUAUCUAAACAGAAUUGUAAUUCACUAGAUAUGAUGAAAAGAUCAUUAUCAUCACCGAAAACUUUACCAUCUUUGACAAUGAUCCCCCCGACAAUCACCACCAAUCCUACAAUACCUAGUUCAAGUCAAAAUAUCACAUCUCAUUUCAAUGUGAAUUCAAAUUCUGAAAGUUUAUUUGGACAACAGCAACAACACCAACAGCAGCAGUGUAGUUUAGAAAGUCAAUUGUUAAUCAAUGGAUUGAAUCAACAACAAUCGAAAUCCUCCUCAUCAUUACCAUCCACGUCAGCAACAUUAUCAUCAUCAUUAUUGUCUAUGUCAAAUAGUCAAACAGAUGCUUUGAAUGCCUUGAUGACAAUUAUGCUCGGUUCAUCAUCAUCAUCCGGAUCAGAACAUAUUAGUGGAUUGAAUAGCUUUCAUACACUUGCAGAUGUAGUCAAUUCAGCUGUACAAUUGAAGCCACCAAUACAACCACAAUCAUCAUCAUCAUCAUCUCUUCAACGACAGUUACAGCAGCACCAGCUCCAGCAGCAGCAACAAUCUCCUUUUCUUCCACAUCAUUCUAAUCAAUUUAAUUCGUUGAAUCCUCCAAUUCAAUCAUCAUCAUCGCUAUCAUUGUCUACUUCACCGAAUAAUAAUAAUAAUACAUUUGAUUUGCCUAUACCGUCUACAUCAGCCUCGUGUUUAGCAGCAUCGCUAUUCGGUCUCAAUAAUAAUAAUAAUACACCUAAUAAUAAUACUCCAGCUACAACUAUCAGUAAUAAUAAUAGUAAUAGUAAUAACAAUAAUGUACCAAUUAUCCCAGUCCCUCCACCAAUCAAAUCAACCAAUUUAAUUCAACUAUUAUGCAAGCGUACUUCAAACAGUGAAACAAAUACUCUAAUUGAUAAUGAUAAUAAAAGCAAAAAUGGUUGUAAUAAUAAUAGUAAUGUUAUAAGCACCGCCAAUCCUGCUUCUAUUAAGAGAAGACGUAACAGUAAUAGUAGCAAUAGUAGUAGUACUGUUAAUAAUAAUAAUAUAGAAGAUAAUAUAUCAGAAUCUGGUGAACCAGGUGAUAACAUAGAUCGUGAUGUUAACGGUUAUUCAACUGUGAUGAAAAAGCUAGAACAUACUUCGACUGGUGGUAGUGCUGGUGGCUGUGAGAAUGAGCCAAUCGAUAAAUCACCUAUGAAAGAUGAAACUACAACAUGGACAAGAAGUCGUAAAAGAAAAAUGCCGUAUUCCUUCACUUCAGACAAUGGUGUAAGAUCAGUUCGUCGAAGAACUCAAAAUAAUAAUAAUAAUAUUACUGAUGAUGGUAGUAAUAAUUCAUUAAUGCCUAAUUCUAAUAAUUCUAAUACUGAUGUUGGCAUAAAUCAUCCUGUCGUAACAACAGAAACAACACGUGAAAUACACGACGAUAGUCAUGGUAAUACUACUAAUAAUAAUGAUGACACUGUUGGCGGUGAAGAAGACAGAUCAACAGAAUCAAUUUCUGAGUGUUGUACUAAAUCACCGGAUAAUUCUCGGCCGAAUAGUCCUUUAGUUGGUCCUGUUCUACUGAAUUCAAUGUUUGAUUUAAAUGCUGAAGUUUUUAAACCAUGUCAAGAUACCGGCAGUAAUCGAUCGCUUAGUAUAUCAAGUGAACUGGCUUCACGUGUUCUCUUUCUAACUGUAGACUGGUUACGUCGAUUUGAUGGAUUGAAACGCUUACCAAUUGGAGCUCAACGUGAUUUGGUAGCCAUUUCUUGGUCUGACCUUUUUGUACUUGGAUUAUGUCAAGCAGCUGAUCAAAUUAAUCGUGGUCAAUCACGUCAGGAAAUAAAUGACUCACAAAAUGAUAAUAAUGCUGGAAAAGUAACGGUAACAAAAGUUUUUGGAAGACAACAAACAGCUUCACCGUGUCCUUCUUCUACAACUGCAACAAGUUCUAUGAAAUCCAGUAAUAAUAAUAUUGAUUCAUCAGCAUAUAUUUCACCAAUGCGAGAAUCUAUAGAUAUGCCAUAUUUGAAACCGAAUUCUUCAUCUUUAGCUGUAAUCGAACUAGUUGAACAAUUAAUGAAACAAUUCACUGGAGCUGAAAUUGAUGCACAAGAGUAUACUUAUUUAAGAUGUAUGGUUAUACUUAGCUCUGGACGCCUUUGUAUCAAUGCAAGAGAUGCAAAUUUAGCCAAACAAAUUACUGAGAUGGAAUCACGUGUAUUGAGUGAAUUUUCUGAAUUCUUGUCAACACGUGCAGCAGCCUCCUCAACAACAAAUUCUACUGAUUCUCAAUCAUCAUUGAGUAGAAAAAAGAUGACAAAAAAUGUUAUUAAAAGAGUUCUUAUUCUAACACAAUUAUUAUCAACACUACGUUAUUUAGAUCCAAAAGAUUUAGAAGAGGCAUUCUUUUCAAAUUUACUUGGCUCAGUAUCAAUCGCUCAAAUUCUUCCAUAUCUGUUAGAAUCAAAUGAUCUAUUCAUUCAAAGUCAAUUAGUAAUGAAUUCAUACCAGUCAGAUAAUAAUAACAAUAACACUACUACUACUACUAAUCGCCUUGCCUCCAAGCCCGGUAUAAACUGUGUAAAAUCUAUGAUGAAUGAACAAGUUAUCAAAUCUGGAUCAGAUGUUGAUUCAGCAAAAAUUUCCACUGAUGAUGAUCCACUUCAAAAUAGUAUACUGGAGAGAAAUGAACCACCUUCUUUGUCACUGUCACAUACAAACCAGACAACGCCGCCACUACCACCACCACCAAGAAGCAGAUCAGCCUCAUCUGAGAUACUCACACCAAUUGACUUGAAAGACCAGAAUAUUGAACGAACACACAGUGUACCACUUUUAAAUAAUAAUAAUGAAAGUAAUGAUGCUCCCAUAUAA
Messenger RNA from Trichobilharzia szidati, 6564 nucleotides. NCBI's taxonomy places the organism in Eukaryota, Metazoa, Platyhelminthes, Trematoda, Strigeidida, Schistosomatidae. The record is from the annotation of a GenBank genome assembly.